AUGAUCAAUGACCUUAAAACUGAAGUUUUUGACAAAACAAACUACAUUGAUAGGUUGAAGCGGGAAAAGCAAACUCUACUGGAUGAGGCGGAAUAUUCAGAAGAUCGAUUGGUUCGUGAAAAUAGCGCCCUUAAACAGAGGCUGUCUCAGUUGGCAAGAAAUUCGCUAGAACAAGUAACCAACGCUCCAAGGAAACUUGCUUCUUCAUCAAUUCAAACUCUUUUUCAAGAGGAAAUUCUGCUUCAGAAUGACUCUCAGACUGAUCCUUGCCUUGCGGGCAGCUCUGAUGAGAAACAACAAGCCCUCAUGAUUGAAAUAGCCGAAAUUACGAAUCUCAAUAAACAAAUGGCUACUUCAAUUGAGACCCUUGAUAAUGAGAAUCGAUUUCUUUCGAACGAGCUGGAAGACUUGAAGGAACAACUUGCCUGUUUACAUGUUUCCCAUGGGAAGCCGAGCGGGGUACCCUCUUUAAGCAGGGAACAAAACAUUUUUUUGGGAAAUUGUAAACAAAGAAAGAAGGUAACUGAGAGUUCAAACGAAAACUUGACAAAGUUGAGCGAACAAUUUAAGGCUUCAAAUGAUAACCUGGAGAAAAAUCUAGUAGAAACAAAGAAUCAGCUGAUCGAAGAACAAAAAUCAUCCUUACAACUUAAAACUCAGCUCCAUCAAGAUAUAUUAAAAAAAGAAGAAGACAUAAGGACACUUAGAGAAAAUGAAAGUCGCUAUCUGCGGGAAAUAGCAGAACAAAAAAACCAGAACACAAAGCUGGAAAAUAAAAAUAAGGAACUUCUGCAGCAAACUGAAAAAAUACAAAUAAAUCAAUUAAACCAAACAAAUCAAUACACGCCAGAAAACGGCUGCGAGAUCUCAAAUUUAAAAGCCACCAUAAAAAACCUGGAAGACAAAAUCAAGGACAUCGAUGGCAAAAGGAAAAUAGAACGUCAAGCAUAUAGCGAGGAUAUAGCAAAAUACAGAGAAGAUAUAGCUAAGCUUAACCAGAAAAUUGAAAGUCUAAUUCUAACAAAUACAAACAUAAAUGAAACAGCCAAGACACUUAGGAACAAUGCUAAAAAUUUCAAAAAUAAUACAACUGGAAACAAAACCAACCAACUAAACUCCGAUUCCAACGAAAAAAUAGUAGAAGCUGAUAAACAAAUAGUUCCUAUGCUGGUAAAUGAGCGAAAAAGAAAGGCUCAAAUACUAAUAUUGACAGGAAAAAAUGGAUAUAACUAUGGCAAAGUUUGCAAGAAAAUCUCUGAAAACAAAUACGACAUAAACUGUCAAUAUGCAACGAGCAACAUGAAUGGAGAUAUACUGGAACAUCAUGAAAAACUGUCGCAGCGUCUAGAUAUGAAUGACUUCAAGAUUAUUUUCACACACUCGGAAAACGCAAGACGUGGAAAGCAAAUAAAGGAAGAUGUGAUAAAAUUGGUAAUUGAAUCUUCAAAAAAUACAAACCUCAUAUUUAUUGGUGCACCUUAUGUGCCAGAUAGGCCAAUUCUAAAUGGGUUCAUAAACAAACAGAAUCAAGAUAUACAAAACUGCGUAAAGACGAGAAACGCUACCUAUAUCGACAUCAACAGGGUGAUUAAACCAUUUAACAUUGAUAACAAUGACGAAUUGGACUAUCGUGGCAAAGAAAUAGUGAUAAACUCAAACAGAUGUAUUUCUAACCUAACUCCCGACUUAAAAACUACUUAG
Molecule: messenger RNA, 1701 nt
Organism: Ceutorhynchus assimilis (cabbage seed weevil)
Lineage: Eukaryota; Metazoa; Arthropoda; Insecta; Coleoptera; Curculionidae
Source: the annotation of a GenBank genome assembly